Colletotrichum destructivum is the source of this 3225-nucleotide messenger RNA. RefSeq names its product Putative RNA polymerase I-specific transcription initiation factor Rrn10. Gene Ontology annotation, cellular component: RNA polymerase I upstream activating factor complex. Gene Ontology annotation, biological process: nucleolar large rRNA transcription by RNA polymerase I. The coding region runs from base 528 to 1283 and encodes 251 amino acids. NCBI's taxonomy places the organism in Eukaryota, Fungi, Ascomycota, Sordariomycetes, Glomerellales, Glomerellaceae. The transcript is spliced from 2 exons. Gene Ontology annotation, molecular function: RNA polymerase I cis-regulatory region sequence-specific DNA binding. The record is from RefSeq and is a predicted model, not a curated record.
GUGAUGAUGUCAGCAGCCUCUGUUGUUGCGGAAGCUGCUGCUGCUGCCGCCAUUGCUACUCCUGCUGUUUCUUGCUGCUGCUCACUGGAACCACAUCAUUGGCCGGAUUUCUUUGAUAGACCCACCUUCCAAAACUUUCUCACCGACGCUGGUUCCUGCCCAAUUCCGAGGCCACCGGAAGUUGUGAAGGGACUUGGGCGUCCAUAAUCUUACUCCUUUUGCCAUUCCAGUUUUCUUUCCGUUCUUUGUUCGUCUCUUCAACCUGAGAUUUCAAGACGUCCUUGUCUUACUCUUCUUGUUCCAGCAAAGAAGAUAAGAGAAGGAAGCAUCAACCCGGAACUGCUGGUGCUUGGCCAUCUCAUGUCAAACACGAUAGCCCUGAAGCUCGCAGACUUCAACCCGAAGCAUCCCUCGGUGCUCAUCGAUCACAUUUAAUCGCAUGAGUAUAGCCACUUCUUGAUCACCUGCAAAACGUAUCACCUUGCUCGGCCAACCGGAUCUGUUUCGAUCGACAAAUCUCAUUCAAAAUGGAAUUUCAAAGAGUUGAUGACGAUCCGGAAAUGGAAUACCAGACUGAAGCGAGCGAGCUGGGUCCCGUUCACCCUCCGGCAGCCGAAGCCAAGCGCUCGCUGCGCCAUGCUAACGUCUACGAUGCCGUCGCAGGUCGGAUCACUUUUGAGAGCAAAUCGGAUGCCGCCGUCAAGGACGGGAAGUGGCCCGACACCAAUUCCAAACCGCCCAAGCUGAGCAGACAUCCCGUCAACGCUUCUGCCCUGGCCCCCGAGGAGGUCCUGUUUCGCCGCAAGGCCGCACCUGAGCGCUUUGCCGAGUUCGACAUCUACAUGGCGCACGAGCGGAACCUGUUGGCUGACAGCCCUGCAUCGCUGCCAGACUCUGACCUCCUCAAGUCUAUCCACUCAUACACCAGCCACUUCUACUCUGCCCUGGGCGGUGCCGAGCGCAAUCUCUCGUACCAAGUCGGCCGCCGAAACAUUGAUGAGAGAAGCAUGGACGAGUCGGCUCUGCUGGCCUUUGGCAUUUUGCUUGAAGAAGCCGGCAGAGAUGUAUUGGGAAACAAAGGAGACAUGGUCUUCACUGAAGGCCUGGAAAUCUCCUCAAACGCCAACCCAUCUUCGGAACCACGCACUGCCGCCGACCCCUCGAGUCAACCUUUGGCCGCCCACUCGAGCCCCCAUCAGUCGUCUGUUGACUUCGUCGACCAUGGCUCAUGGAAAAGGGCCCCCAAACGCCGAAAAUUUACGACCGAUCUCGACGACUUCUAGAGUCCCGCCAGAUCUUGCUGUGUUCACGCCGUUGGCUCCGAUGCCCAACGCCUCAAAUCGAAGCCCCUGACGAUUGUUGGCUUGUUGGUACUUUUUCUGUUGGUCGCCGUUGCCAACAUCCCGCAGAAAAGAAUGGAACUUCGCUGGUUGAUCAGGAAAUAAUCGUACCACGGCUGGCAGAUGGUACCACAAUGUACCAAAACAUCUGGUGACCUGCACCAUACCAAGCCCUGUUUACUCCUGAAAAUUUGGACCACAAACAUAUCAGCCUGCAAAGUCAACGUCACUCGAAGCACCGCUUUAAUAAACCCGAGUGCGUGACUUGCAGAGGGCUCUACGCCCGAGCCUAGCCGACCAAUUCCAACUACACAAAUCUGCUAGUCGCCAGCUGCUUUCCAUCCACCAACCCCAUUCCUACGACAGAUCGAGACGGGUUUGGCCAUUGGACCACUACAAUAGCCUGUUGAUUUGGGCAAGUGCAAUCAGAGCUGUUUAGCUAACGCGCCCACUUACAUUUGGUUGUCUUUCCUCUGUCGUCGCAGCCAGAUCUGCGCGCCUGAACCCAGAGAGAACGUUCUUGGGGCACUUGGUUCCUUGACUGUUACUGCUACGAUUGGAGAAAUGACGUCGCCGGCACGCGCUGGACGCUUCUCUUUUCAGCUUGCUCUCGGCUAAUAAACAGUUGUUGGGAGGCCACUCACGUCGUGCAAACACAGCGCAGACCGGGACAAACCUGGAAGUUGUUUGCUUUGACCCCUCGAUGGUGGUGGCCCCCGCCGGUUUGCGCGUCAACUGCUGAUUGAUACAGUCUGUUAUUAGCCGUUUUUGUAUCACACAAUUUAGACGCAAAGGAGUUUGGCGAACCAGGAGACGUCGUGCCACCGGUCUCCCAUCAAAUUGCGAAGCGGUGGAUAUGGCUGGCGAGAACAGCACUUCCAUACGUGUGGGACGCUGACGUUGCCGGCCUCGACAAGAACGAUGUCAUCCAUGGAUACAAACGUCGGCAGUACAGCGGAUCUUCUCUCGCCUCCCGGUCAAUUGCUGAGCCCCGAAUGGAGGUAACAUGACAGAAAUAGCAACGCUCCUUGCGGUUCGUUCGUUGCACACGGCUUGCGGCGUCCCGUUAAGAGCGAGGAGCUCGCCACUAGGACUCAAGCAUGGCAGCAACAGCUAUUUUGCAAGAUCUCACAGUACUUGCUUUUGACAGCCAUUUUGGUCUGCGGCCCAACAGUUACUCGUUGUCACUGUACUUGCGGCUCGACAGACAUGCCACGCAUGCCACUGACAAUACAAAUCCAGCCACCAACGGUGUGCAUUCAUUCGGGUCAAGCGCCUUCACACGCCGGACGAUCCGGUCGUCGUUACAAAGUUUUCAUUUGGCAGAGAUGGCCGACGCCCUGAUACAAGUGGAAGCCUUCGUUCUUCAUCCUGCUUCGGACUCAGCGUUGGGGACCUAACGAGAUAAUGACUGAAACAAACACAAAGCGAGCGACCAAAAUCGAACCUAGGUCGCUGGCCUCAAAGCCCAGCCAACUUGCCUGCGAUGAUUUUUUCGAGAUCCGAGAAGACCUCUCUGGACUCUUCGUGUCUGUUAUUGACCGGAUACUCCCAUCAAGUGACGCCCGGCGCAUCGGGCCCGAAGUGGAGGUGGACACGGGCGUGUGUGGCUUUCCUGAUGUCGGUGUGGGGGAUUCAUCCGGUACGCAGCCCGAUCAUUUCCUCCGGUCCUGCAUGCUGUUGGGCGAAAGGGGCUUUUCUCGACGAUAUCGGUAGCGAAACAACAUUGAAGGAUCCGUUUCUCGUCCAGUAGAGGUAGCAGAGUGUAGCAACCAAGGCCGCAGAGCCAUGCCCUCACAUCAAGUUUGCCGGCAUCGGACAGCAAGUCUCUGGUCCAGGGGAUCAUUUGAAAUGGCAUUUGAGGAAGAAUUUGCUGAGGCCACCC